AAAGGAACGGAACAGAAAUCUUAUCGCCUAUGCCUCUAUCUAUCCACCUAUCUGUCUGUGCUGUGGGGCGUUCCGUUUCCAUCCAUUGAUCCAUCGGCGCUGCGCCCAUCCUCCAUCCUGGCUGACAAACACGUCCAAGCCGCUGCUAGCUGCUGCUUGCCCCGCCUGUGCGUGCGUGCCUGCAUGUAGGCCAACCGCCUCACCUUAUCUCCCUCCCAUCAUUGCCUCCUCCUCCUCCUCCUUCUGAUCUAUCCAGCUGCCCGUCCGGUGGUGCGUCGUCCCAUCUCCCUCCUCAUCAUCCCUUCUUUCUCCGGCGGUGGCAGCGCCGCCUGGUCACGCCGGAGGAGGAGGAAGAAGGGAGCAUCGCUUGGCGCUCCUCGGCCGGGGCUGAUCGACCGUGUUCGUGCACGAUCAUCAGGGCGAGGGCAGUAGGUUUUCACGCCUUUGGAGGAGGAAGAAAGCGGUGAUCCAUGCAUGGAUGGCAAAGACCUCAUCGCACCGUCCGACCUGCCGCCAUUCUACGCGCAGCAGCAGCACCUACGCAUGCUCGGCGGCACCGGCGGCGGCGGGGGGCAGCAUAGCCCCUCCUCGCUCGCCGGGAUGCACUCCGUCAUCCGCCCCAUGCCCAACAUGAGCAUGAGCCCCACCGCCAUCCUCCAGUCCAUCGGCGGCGCCGGCGGGGGCGCCUCCUCGCUCGCUGCCAUGCAGUUCCAGAUGGACAACAACGCCCAGUCGCCCUCGCCUUCCUCCAUCAUGCAGCAGCAGCACAACACCAUGGGCGGCUCCGUCUCCGGCUCCGGGACCAUGCCGGUCGCCAGCCCGCCGCCGGAGCCCGUCAAGCGGAAGCGCGGCCGGCCGCGCAAGUACGGGCCCGACGGCGCCAUGAAACACCACGUGUCCUCGUCCUCCUCGUCGGCGCAUCAUCAUCAGCAGCAGCAUCAGCAUCAGAUGAUGGGCGCGCCGCAGCAGAGGAUGGGGCCGAUGUCCGGGCAGGGCAUGGCCGGCGGGCUUGACGACGCCGCCCAGAAGAAGAAGCGCGGCCGGCCGCCCGGCACCGGGAAGAAGCUCUCCUCAACCACCAGUAAACCCUCCGGCAAUGCGUUCCCCGGUUCAGCUGGGACGAGCUUCACUCCCCACAUCAUCACAGCAUCUCCUUCAGAGGAUGUCGCCGGGAAGAUCGCGGCAUUCGCGAGCCAGUCGCCGAGGGCGGUAUGCGUGCUCUCGGCGAUGGGCUCCGUCUCCAGGGCCGUCCUCCGCCACCCGGCAGAUCAUCCUCCUUCCUACAACAAUCCCUCCAUUUACGAGGGAUUGUAUGAAAUCCUGAGUUUAUCUGGCUCUUACAAUCUGAACGAGGGCCAGCAAAAUCAAACCGAUGGGAUCAGCGUCACGCUCUGCAGCCCGGAGAGGCAUGUCAUUGGAGGUGUUCUGGGUGGAGCAUUGGUAGCUGCCAGUACUGUGCAGGUGGUGCUAGGGACUUUUGUGCAAGGAGGGUCCAAAUCGAAGUCCAAGAAAGCCGUGAAACCGCCGGCGGCCUUUGGUCCCGAGUCGCUCGCCGGCGCUGGGCCAGACGUGGCGUCACCCAGCUCAGGACAUAACCAAAACCUAACGCCGCCCUCCAUUGUAACGACGGGAGGAUGGCCUAGCUCUGGGAUAUUUGACACGCGAAGCUCCAAUAUUGAUAUCAACUCUUCUAGAGGAUAGCUCAUAUUUGUCGACACUUCCAUCUCGAGAGAGAUUUUUCUGUUCCCGAAAAGAAUACCAAAUGUAUACUUUGAAAUAGCCCAUUUGGUUUUUGAGAUCAUUCUUAUAGAUUACUCUCCAGGCUGUGUUUCUGUUGCAUCAAUAUAAUUUUGUUUAUAUUUCA
Hordeum vulgare subsp. vulgare (domesticated barley) is the source of this 1864-nucleotide messenger RNA. Its product is annotated as AT-hook motif nuclear-localized protein 9-like. Gene Ontology annotation, molecular function: minor groove of adenine-thymine-rich DNA binding. The transcript is spliced from 5 exons. Bases 475 to 1701 code for a protein of 408 amino acids. The record is from RefSeq and is a predicted model, not a curated record. NCBI's taxonomy places the organism in Eukaryota, Viridiplantae, Streptophyta, Magnoliopsida, Poales, Poaceae.